Molecule: messenger RNA, 1926 nt
Organism: Mobula hypostoma (lesser devil ray)
Lineage: Eukaryota; Metazoa; Chordata; Chondrichthyes; Myliobatiformes; Myliobatidae
Gene: cyba
Product: cytochrome b-245 light chain
Exons: 6
Coding region: 153-692 (179 amino acids)
Molecular function (GO): heme binding
Source: RefSeq, a predicted model, not a curated record
GCAGUGAGGCGAAAAGAAGGAAAUGACGCGGAGUUUCAGGGAGCUGCGACUGCGGUAUAACGUCGGUAAACUCAAUCCCAGCAGUAGAGGAUCGGAGCCCGAGCCCAGGAGCAGCAGUGAUCGGAUCGUGCAGAGCAGCUCAUCCGCCGGCCAUGGGGAAGAUCGAGUGGGCUAUGUGGGCAAACGAGCAGGCAUUGGCCUCCGGCCUCAUUAUGUUGAUCGGCGGUAUAGUGGGAGUGGCCGGGCAGUUUAAAAGAUGGGAGUUUGCUGCGUAUGGCAUUGCUGCAGGAGUUUUUGUAAUGUUACUGGAAUAUCCCCGAGGGAAAAGGAGCAAAGGCACCACCAUGGAGAGACCGGGUCAGCGCUUUCUGGCAGCUGUUGUGAACUUGUUUGGACCUUUGACCCGGAAUUACUACGUCCGUGCUAUUCUUCAUGCAUGCCUUGCCGUGCCUGGAGGAUUUAUGUUGCCCACAGUUCUUGGCACCGUAAACCUGGGCAUUGCCAGUCUCAUUUAUCUCCUUGCUGCUGUACGAAAGGAGGAAUGGAGCCCCAUCCAUUCACAACAGUCUGGAAAUUUACAGGCUGGAGUAAGUAUUCAUCAGCCCCCCACAAAUCCUCCACCUCGGCCACCUGCAGACCAUCGAAGGAAACUAGCGGACAAUGCAGCAGGUGCCACACCAACACACAACUGAGAUCGAGGUCGUCAUUUGAAUCACAACUGUAAUCACUAACCUGUUUUGUAAAUGAAAUUUACGGCAAGUUAUUGUAGGUCUUAGGAGCAGCACGAGCUCGGAUUAUGAUGAAAGGAAAUGUGAACAGAUUUUUUUGCUGUGCUUUUUUUUCCACGUAAAGUGAUUUGCUGCAGCAAGGGUUAAUCUGUGUUUUUAUUCAUCAAAUGUUACUGUUUGUAGAAUAUAGGUACGUGAAGCUUUCCUAGAAUUUAUACUUACAGAUAUUUUUACAUUAUUUUAGGUCUGUUCCUUAUAAAAUACUAAUAAAAACUGAUGUAUAGAUGUGGAUAAUUUUUCAUGUACAGUAAGAGUAUUUCAGCUUUGCAUCAAAGCUAGGAACAAAUUUGCCUUUGAUAACUCUUGGUCUCGUGAUCAUUUACAACCAAUGGAGCUGAAGCCUCCACUUCUGAAACAUAAUCCCUGAUUUAUUUAGUUGACAAGACAAUUUCUGUACAAUUGUAUUAAACGCUACUGAAAGUGACAGCUGAGCUCAGCCACAGAUCAAAACCUGCUCCAUUAUCUGACCUUCCUUUUCUUUCUGGAUCACUCCCUGACAAUAAUGAACAGAAAAGUGUGUGUACAGCAGGAUACCCUGGCCCGCAGGAUUACUAAUGAUAGGAUUAAACUUGGCACCAUUGAUCUAUAACUUCAAAGGCAUUUAUUUUCAUGUGCUGAUGGGUCUCCUAAUUUCCACAGUAACAAUCGCCCUCUGCAGUCCCAGGUACUAUUCUUUGUUGUAAAGGACACUGUUAUGGCUGCAGUAUAUUAAAGGAUUGUGCCUAGUGAUCUAUAUUCUCCUCACCUGCCCACGUUCACAGAAAAAUAUACUUUAGUACGCUUACCGACCAGGAGAAAUGCUAAUUACUGUGCUAUUGAAUUACUUUCAUUUGUUAGUUCAAGUUGUUUUACUGCAUCAAAUACUUAAUGUAAGUGGGGGUAUGGCAGAACUAUUUUAAAAGGAGCCAUCACUUAAUGGAAAAGUUAUUUAUUUCUGUCUGCUUAAAUGCUUCAUGAAAUUAGCAAUGUAACUACAAAAGAGUGGCUCACCUGUGCUGAAUAAAAAGCAUGUAAUAAUGAUCAGGGAGUAUGUUUAAAAUGGCCUGACAUGUUUUGCUUGUAAUUCUAAUGGCUAAGGAACAGAAACUUUUAUUGGAAUAAAAUAUUCUUAAAAAUUAUAUUGUUUAUCAGUGGAAAG